AUGGGAAAGUUGGUAGCCCAGACUGAGAUCAAGUCUGAUGGAGAUGUGUUCCAUGAGAUCUUAAGGUACAGACCACACCAUAUAACCAAUAUGAGCCCAAGUAUCAUCCAGGGUGUUUCUAUACAUGAAGGUGAAUGGGGAACUGUGGGCUCUAUCAUGUUCUGGAACUACACCCAUGACGGGAAAGAGAAGGUUGCCAAACAGACCAUCCAAGCCGUCGAUGAAGAAAAGAAGUCAGUGACAUUCAAGGUGAUUGAAGGAGAUCUCAUGAAGCUGUACAAGUCCUUCAUUAUAACUGCUCAUGUUGAUACAAAGGGUAAAAGCAACUUGGUGACAUGGACUUUGGAUUAUGAGAAGCUGAAUGACAGGGUGGAAGACCCAAAUACUUUGAUGGACUCGAUUCUUGCUGUCACCAAAGAUAUUGAAGCUCACCAUCUCAAGUAA
Molecule: messenger RNA, 444 nt
Organism: Ilex paraguariensis (yerba mate)
Lineage: Eukaryota; Viridiplantae; Streptophyta; Magnoliopsida; Aquifoliales; Aquifoliaceae
Source: the annotation of a GenBank genome assembly